Messenger RNA from Pseudo-nitzschia multistriata, 1899 nucleotides. NCBI's taxonomy places the organism in Eukaryota, Bacillariophyta, Bacillariophyceae, Bacillariales, Bacillariaceae. The record is from the annotation of a GenBank genome assembly.
CCUAUCAUCGAAAGGAAAAAGUUACGUUGCAACAAAACUUAAAUUCAAUUCCACGGAGAAAACUUCUCCGCUGGAAACACAUUGGAGAAGGCGAAGGAAAGUGUUGUUGUCAACAUCCCUUUGUCACCCGGGUCUGGUGAUGUUGUGCAUCAAUAAGCAUCUUACGAGAUAGUGAUAACGGCAAUCAAUCGUUCCAUUUUUCAUUAUGUUUUCGAUGAGAUGGGAUACGAGCCUUUGGGACGCCAGAUAUUGUAUGGUGACUCAUAUGUAUAGAAAACACCGAUGGAUGGUCACAACCCUGAUACCAUGCGCACUUUCUAUUUCAAAGUUAUCAAGUCCUUGAGUGACACGACUACCAAAGUCAUCUAUGAAUUUACUUACGUAGUAUCGAACCGUGCAUUCUCUUUGAAAUACAAACUAUGGAAAAAUUGUAGCUGUACCAUCGACUCACACCCGAUAGCUGAACGUUGUGAAAUGUAGUCUAUCGUCCAGAGGUCAAAUUAGUGGAAAGGACUUACAGGAAGAUGUGGUAUCGUAAUAAUUCAGAUUACCGGAAUAGAAUAAUUUUGUCGUGCAGUGUUAUCUUUCUGCCAAUUUUCUUGGUAAUGGUUGCAAUACAUUGUAGUUAGGUACUUUACUACUGUAAGGAGGCAAGAUAUUACAUGUAAGUUUGCAUUCGUGCUGAUGGUAAUAUUUUAGAGAAGUGCACGCGGACAACCUAGAACUAACUCAAAUAACCGAAACCAUAAAACCAAGAAUAAAAAUUGAUGGGUACUCGUACCCGCUGUGAUUACUGAUUGAACGCACUUGCUCAAAAAUUUGAAAAUCGAAAAUAAAAACGACAACCGCCAGAUUUCCACGAUUAUCGACGCAAUUGGUUUCUCGCUUUCAAAAUAAUGCAGUUGUGCAAUUUAGCCGCAUUUUCCGGGCGGUCUUCGUCCUCUUCACAAAAAAGAUCAAGUAGAUUGUAAAAUCUUCGGUAAUCAGUAAAUCAUAUCGUCCAUCAAAUUCAUUCAUAUUUGCAACAAAAAUGGCACGUGCAGGUAAGUUUUCGAAAGGCUUCCGGACUUAGGUCACAAGAUGUGAACACCUAGGCUCCAUAAGUUUCAAGAAAUCACCACCGCGGAAUGCACAGCUAAUGCAAUUUCUUUGGUCGCUUCCUUUUUAGGAAAAAAGAACGCGAUUGCUGUCAAGACAAAGCCCACUUUGUCCAAAACAAAGUCCACCAAAAAAUUUGCAAAGACUCCGGUCGACACCAUCUUGAAAAAGAUGGCCGAAAUGGAUCAAGUCGGAGUUUCGGUGGUCAAAGAAGAAGUUCUCUUAAAGGCUACCGGAUACGCUCGCAGCGAUAGCAAUGGAUAUCGGAAGGCAACCAAGGAACUCAUAAAGCAACUAUGUUACGUCACAAGAACCACAAAAAAUAAGGUGACUACCUAUUCACUGACCGAAGAAGGCCGCAAGCAUUUGGUCGACACCGGACUUAUCGUCGUCGCAGCUGAGCCACUCAACAACGAAGAAGUCCACGCUCAUUUCAAAGAGAUUCUGAAGAAAUCGGUCAAAGCUCCCGAGUCGAAGCUUGAAAAGGUGUUCGAAACACUAGGAAAAGGGGAUUGGCACACAACCAAGGAUUUGGUUAACGUUGCAGGAUACACGCGCAGCGACUCUUCCGGCUACAAAAACAUCAUGUCCGGUAUGAGGACCCUUGGGCUGUUGGAAAAGUCUGGCAGCAAGGUUCGCUUCUCCGACAAAGCAUUCCGAUUCGGUCGCCCUUGAAGCGCCAUGGUGCUCUUGCAUCGGGAAAAAGAAUGCUGGUAAUCUUGUUCUUUUCCUUUCUCUUCCAUGAAUCAUUUGAGUAACCGUAGCAUAUGAAAAACGCUUUAAUAUACAAUUCUUUUGUAG